Molecule: messenger RNA, 827 nt
Organism: Telopea speciosissima
Lineage: Eukaryota; Viridiplantae; Streptophyta; Magnoliopsida; Proteales; Proteaceae
Product: succinate dehydrogenase subunit 6, mitochondrial-like
Exons: 3
Coding region: 75-530 (151 amino acids)
Source: RefSeq, a predicted model, not a curated record
CAAUUAACCGACCAUUGAGAAAACAACAAACAUAACCAAAAGAGGAGAGGAGGUCUGAACAAGGAUUUUAACUGAUGGCUGAUAGCUCAAAUUCCCCAGCAGAUUCACCGCCUUCUUUUUUCCGGGGGCAUUGGGAAGGUUGGAAAGGCUAUUGGGGCGAGAAAUUUGCCUUCCUCGAUGACUACAGCAAGUUUGUUAAACGCGAAAAGCCGAUACCCUCAUGGUCUGAUUCUGAUGUUGAGGAAUUCAUCGCUUCCGAUCCGGUUCACGGCCCAACUCUGAAGACUGCAAGGGAAGCAGUAAAAUUUGCUGCAACAGGAAGUAUUAUUGGAGCAAUUUCGACUGCUGGAAUUGCUUGGAAGUAUUCUAGGAGCCCUCAUGGUACUGCCUUGUCCCUUGGAGCUGGAGCUGUCUUUGGUUGGACCUUUGGACAGGAAAUUGCAAACCACUGGCUACAACUGUAUAGGUUGGAUACCAUGGCUGCUCAGGUCAAGUUCUUGGACUGGUGGGUGAACAAAACUGAGACUUAGUGAUGAAUUCAUAGGAUUGGGUCCUUUAUCCUCUCCCAAUAAGAAAACCAUGUGGUGGUGACCAAACUGUGAGACAAGCUUCCUAAUUUUGGUUUUUUGGUUUUUUUUUUUGUUUUUAAAAGUAUUUCUAUGCUCUCACUUGAUGCAGCAGUGUAAACUUGUUCCAUCUUGAUCAGAUUACCGGUUUGAGAUACUGACUUGUUUGUUGAUCUAUUGUCCUAUCUUUAGCAGAUAAAUCACCUAUUGAAACCUUUGUUUUUAGAUUGUUAUACCAAAUGUCUGCUUAGAAGGUCCAAA